This is a messenger RNA of Centropristis striata (black sea bass), 1061 nucleotides long. RefSeq lists its product as uncharacterized. NCBI's taxonomy places the organism in Eukaryota, Metazoa, Chordata, Actinopteri, Perciformes, Serranidae. The record is from RefSeq and is a predicted model, not a curated record. The transcript has 3 exons. The coding region runs from base 361 to 888 and encodes 175 amino acids.
GCUCUUUCCCCUGCAUGAUGACAACCUCCGCAUGCAGUGAGGGGAGCUCAGCUGCAGUUUGCUGCAGAGCCAAAGCACUGCAUGGGCGUAGUCCUAUCUGCAUUUGGGCUGCAGGGAGAGCAGAACAUCCAGGCCCGCUAUCACUGGGUUAGCGGGCACGAUUGCCUAAUAAAUAGUGCUGUUUAUAGUCUGCAUAACUGUCUUUAAAUUUGAUAAGCAUUCUGUGUUUUUUUUUCUGCAUGAAAGAGUGCAGUGAUGGUUUUCGGAGGCUGCUUGUGUGCAACUUUCUCAUGUUGUCCCGUGUUGAACUCACGCAGGGAAUAAGGUGCUGUGAAGGUUAUUGAUCUGACACCAGUCAUCAUGGAGCUGCAUAUGUUCGCCACCGCCUGUCUCAUCCUCGGCAGGAUAAUGAUGACGCAUCAAACUACUCACAUGAACCCGGUGUCUACGUAUCUGUUCGCGCCCCGCGGUCCUCAGAUGUUCCCGUGUCUAACUUACCUGGAGCGAAACGUCCGGGUGGACUGUGAGUUUCCGCCCACCUACCAGGUGCCCGGCCCGUACUGUGAGUACCGUCAGGACAGCCGCCUGGUGGGCAGCACCUACCCCAACGCCGUCAUCUACGUCACCAUAGAGGACCGCAGGAGGAGCAACGUCAGCCUGGUCAGUCCCAAUCUGUGUCGCCUCACUUGGGCCCCGCUGGCUGACGAGAAGCCUUUCACCUACACCUGCAGGGUUUACCAGGGCAACACCUGGAAAGAGAACAGCAUGGCCGUCCAUCACAGGCUUCUUCCAAUCUGCUCUGCAAUCAGCGUGAUGUUCAAGUCAGCGCCAUGGUUUUUGUCACUGGUGAUGUCACUUCCUGUGGCGGUGGGUCUUCUGAGUCCAUGAACUGUCACUUUCACAGGGUAACCACUCAAAGGGACCUUUCUUACAUGAUCUGUGACUCACUCUGGCUUGAUGGUUAGUGGUUGACUCCAUGUGGGAUGAUUUUAUUUUCUAUUAUUUUAGUUUUUUAGGGCAGAGAAGUCAUGAAAACAAAACUCUAGUUAAAAAAAAAACGG